CCUAGAUCUAGAUUUUCUAGAUCUAGACUCUAGAUCUAGAUCUAGAUUUUAGAAUCCACAUACUAGAGAUUCUACAUGAAGUAAAGGCAGGGAGUGAACAUCUGAGCUGGCGUGCCCCAGUCAAUUCUAGAGGUGACGUCAAAGCAAAGAGUUAUUCAGUAUUAUCAGAGAGUUGUCACUUCCCCCUGAUGUGCGUAUCUGGGUUACCGGCUGAUCGUGGCGAUAAGCGCGGUAAACAAAAACAAGCUGCAUUCAUUGUUCAAGACAUUUUUAUUGAUCACUGACAAGCAUGGCUUCAGUCAGCACAAAGUGUCAAUGGUGUUCUGCUGUAAACUGCACCAAUUCCAGGAACAAAAAUCCAAAUUUGAGUUUCUUUCGAUUCCCAAAAGAUGAGGAAAGAGCAAGACAAUGGGUGAUGCUUUGCGGACGAGCUGAUUUGGAGGAAAAGCCAAGUGAAGCACUAAACAAGGGAAAUGUUUUGUGUGAGGAACAUUUUGAGCCAUCAUGCUUCACAUCCUCAAGAUCGUCUACUGCUCUCAAUGUCCGAAAGAGGCUUAUAACGACUGCUGUUCCAACUAUAUUCAACUUUUCAAAUCCUCCUACUAAUGUGACCACUGAAGAGAGAGAGCUUCCUAUUCCAAGGGCUCCUCUUAAAAACUCGGAGUUUGCCAGUCCGAGGAAAAAUCAGACGAAGCGUGGCAACUAUCCAGCUAUACGAACGCUGUUGAAUUUCAAUGUGCCCAAAAGAGGAAACAGACUAGCUCCAAGAAAAAAGACUACUGUGUUAACAAAAAGUUCAAGCUCUUCAGCAACAUCCGAGGAAAUUUCUCAACCUAAAACAUGUCCACAGAUGGUUGUCAAUCAUGAUACACCGGUGUCGCCCUUGAACAAAGGUAGUGGAUGUCGAAGUGGCCGCAAGACCAUGCGCAAGAUAGACAUCUCCCAGAUUUUUUCAGAGGCUGCGGUCAGCGUGGAAGAAGUUCAUAGGGCAGCUGAGACUUCUGUCUGUACUGUUGGCGUACAGACUGAUCCUGUUUACAUUUUGCCAAUGGAAGACGCAGAUUUGAUGACAUUUGGCACAGAUAAAGGAUUGUCUGCCCGCCUCACUCUGGACUCUGCACGGAGACCUCCAGGGACCAGCCAGGGUCUUGUGCGUCAUCACUGCAGGAUCUGCGGCGCUGCCUUCGUGGGCCAGCUACAGCUCAAGCUUCAUCGGUGGAUUCAUCAGAUGGCCCAGCCCAGCUCUCAGAGGAGAAGGGCUGCUUCAAUGUCUCAGAGGAAACUGGCCACUCCCGGUUUUGCGGAGAAGAAUGAAGGAGCGAGUAUGUCGAGAGUGCUGAAGGGUGUGAAUAACUGGGCAGAGGGUUUUGCAGCAGACGCAGAUCUUGGAGCGAUGGAGAUCACUGUGUUGUCCGACAGGAGAGUGAUAACGCCGUGGCAAACUGGGCAGGAGAACGUGCCGGUAGUAGAACUUCCACGCGCUGUGAAACAGACAGGUACGCCGUCAAAGUCAGGGAUUAUUGUUGGGAAGAAAAGACCGGUUGGUAAGUUUCAGCGAAGUUUGCUGAAGAACAGGCUGCCAAGGGAGGGUGGUCAGAAGAGAAGUGACAGCAAAGACAAUACGCCAAAGAAGUGCCCAGUGUGCGGGGAGAUGUUUGUGAAACCCGCGGCCCUGAAAAUUCACCUGUCUGAGCACCUGUACUACGACAUACAUCGAGGCCAGGUGUUGAUUCAUGGGGCCAUCAUGCCCAACACCAACGGGACCGGCCUGUGCGUCAUGGAACAGACCUCGGCAGGUGAAGACCUUGCGGGUGAGCAAGAGGGAUCCCCGCCGGACGGGCAGGCCAAAUCAAACGGGCCUGUGCCAUAUAGCCACAGCGAUGUGAAAGGUAGUGAGUUCAGCUUCGUGUGUACUCUGUGUAAUGUAGGAUUCAUGCGUAAGAAACAGUUGUGUGCGCAUCGACACUCGGAGCACAGCAGCAUCAAAAGCGUGUACAAGGACAAGAGAUUGGUGCUCAAGUCGCCCUCGUCCACCAGACCUAAGUCCAACAUGUGUGAAAUCUGUGGGGAGGUGUUCAAGUCACUCUAUUCCCUGAAGAUCCAUGUUCUCCGCCACAAAAAGAACUUAUUGAAGGACGAUAUUUGCCAUAAAGACUUUUCCACUUCUGAUGCGCUCAGAGUUCACAAGAAACUGCACAAGCCGAAAGAUCCUGAAGCCCAGCCUGCUAAAAAAUCGGGAAGGAAAAAGCUUGUUUGCAAUGUCUGUGGCAAAAUGGUUCCCUCAAUGAAGCGGUUGCAGAACCACAUGUUACGCCAUACAGGUGGCGACAUAUACACAUGCCGAGUUUGCAAAGAGAAAUUCUCCUCCCUGAAACUGUUGAAGACCCACCAGGCUGAGCAGGGCCACGUGGUCGACAAGCCGUUUAUCUGUGAGGUGUGCGGCUCUGCCUACUCUCACAUCUUCAGUCUCAAGAGACAUCACUUCGUGACUCAUGUCAAGAACAAAGAUAAGGAGGGAACGGUGAAACAGAGAGUGAGGAAAACAAGAGAGAAAGGAAGUUUCCCAUGCCAGUAUUGUGGAAAAGUUUUUGACUUCAGAGACAAGCUUCAGUGUCAUGUUGGUAAGCAUACCGGGGAGAAAUCCUAUAAGUGCGAAAUUUGCCACAAAGCUUUUUGCUAUCCGGGUACUUUGUCUUUUCAUAAACGGAAGCACAGGGAGACAAAGGUGAAAGAAAAGCUAAAAGUAAGAGUGACAUGUGAGUAUUGCCAUAAGGUUUUCUGCAGCCAGAAAAUACUGGCCAGUCACAUCAAAUACCACACAGGUGAAAAUCUCCACACCUGCGAAAUUUGCAACAAGUCUUUUGUCUACCGGGGAUCGUUCCUCAUGCACAAGCGGAGCCACGCAGGUGAGCGGCCUUACAAGUGUGACCUCUGUCCCCAGCGAUUUCUUCGCCCGUACAACUUAAGGUGUCACUACCGCAUCCACACGGGCGAGAAGCCAUAUCCUUGCCAGAUCUGUGGCCAGAGGUUUCGACAGCAGGGUGACCGCAACUCGCACCAGAAGCGUCACUCCACGCAGGCCGCCAAGGCAUCCAACAACGUGUCGAGCAACACAGCAGCAGUCCAGACACAGGUGGAGGCCGAGGUCCCUGCCACAAUUCAGAUUCAAGUCCUCACGCAGCAGGACAAUGAGACGGCCACAUCGGUCAUUAGUAUUCUUUGAGGCUACUAAUUCUCUUCUACAUUGCGCUAAGGCUUUAUGCUGUGGGAAAGAUUCUUUUUCAUUUUACAGUUUACUUUGGGACACUUCCAAUAAGUCGUUCUACGCCUUGUACUGAGACUUAAAAGUUUGAACAUGAUGACUUUGCUGUGAAUUACAGUCAAACCUGUGUAAGACGGCCACCCAUUGUCAAGGAGAAAAGUGGCCGUAUAAGACAGGUGG
Messenger RNA from Aplysia californica (California sea hare), 3442 nucleotides. RefSeq names its product zinc finger protein 585A. Gene Ontology annotation, cellular component: nucleus. The transcript is spliced from 7 exons. NCBI's taxonomy places the organism in Eukaryota, Metazoa, Mollusca, Gastropoda, Aplysiida, Aplysiidae. The record is from RefSeq and is a predicted model, not a curated record. The coding region runs from base 290 to 3223 and encodes 977 amino acids. Gene Ontology annotation, biological process: regulation of transcription by RNA polymerase II. Gene Ontology annotation, molecular function: RNA polymerase II transcription regulatory region sequence-specific DNA binding; DNA-binding transcription factor activity, RNA polymerase II-specific.